Dioscorea cayenensis subsp. rotundata (Guinea yam) is the source of this 952-nucleotide messenger RNA. RefSeq names its product nifU-like protein 2, chloroplastic. Gene Ontology annotation, biological process: iron-sulfur cluster assembly. Gene Ontology annotation, molecular function: iron-sulfur cluster binding; iron ion binding. Gene Ontology annotation, cellular component: mitochondrion; chloroplast stroma. The record is from RefSeq and is a predicted model, not a curated record. The transcript is spliced from 4 exons. Lineage: Eukaryota; Viridiplantae; Streptophyta; Magnoliopsida; Dioscoreales; Dioscoreaceae. The coding region runs from base 106 to 795 and encodes 229 amino acids.
AAUCCGCUCGUGGAUCUCAAAUCGGAGCUUCCCGUUUGGAUCCGAAAAGAAGGAGAAGAAGGAGAAGCCAAGCAACGCGAGAAGAAGACGCGAGAAACUCCGGCGAUGAAACCCGUUGCUCUGAACUCCAUCGAAGCUCCCUGCGCUGCUUCUCAGCCCUUGGCCGUUCCUUAUUCCAAGGAAUCGAGAUUUUGGGGGAAUCGGAUUCCGGCUUCAUUGAGAGGAGCCCCGGGGUCGAAGGAUUCCCGGAAUCUUCAUCUUUGUUUGGGAUCCAAGAGUCGGAACCAUCGGGAAAUUAAAGCUGUUGCUGCUCCAGAUCCAAUAGUGGAAUUACCACUUACUGCAGAAAAUGUUGAGUCUGUUUUGGAUGAAGUUCGACCGUAUCUUAUUGCAGAUGGAGGAAAUGUUGCACUACAUGAGAUUGAUGGAAAUGUUGUGAGGUUGAAACUUCAAGGAGCAUGUGGAUCUUGUCCAAGUUCUGUGAUGACCAUGAAGCUAGGCAUUGAACGACGAUUAAUGGAAAAGAUUCCAGAAAUAGUUGCAGUAGAACCCAUUGCAGAUGAGGAAACAGGUCUUGAGCUUAGUGAAGAAAAUAUAGAGAAGGUUCUAGAUGAGAUAAGGCCAUACCUUGUGGGGACUGGUGGCGGUGUUCUCGAGUUUGUGAGCAUUGAUGAGCCAAUUGUGAAGGUUCGAUUAACAGGCCCAGCUGCUGGAGUCAUGACCGUGCGAGUAGCACUCACACAGAAGCUUCGUGAAAAAAUCCCGGCCAUUGCUGCUGUUCAAAUCUUGUCUUAAUAAAACUAGCUAAAGCCACUCUGAUGUAUUAUCUCAUACUGUAUAAAGAUUUUGUAUAGCCUUUGUCUUAGCAUUCGGCAGACAAAUCUUGACUGCUUUUGAUUUAUUUAGUGAAAAGAAUCCUAAGAUAAAAUCCUCAAGAAACACUUUCAGGUCA